Molecule: messenger RNA, 1771 nt
Organism: Pararge aegeria (speckled wood butterfly)
Lineage: Eukaryota; Metazoa; Arthropoda; Insecta; Lepidoptera; Nymphalidae
Gene: APP-BP1
Product: NEDD8-activating enzyme E1 regulatory subunit
Exons: 1
Coding region: 137-1747 (536 amino acids)
Biological process (GO): ubiquitin-dependent protein catabolic process; protein neddylation; protein ubiquitination
Cellular component (GO): nucleus; cytoplasm
Molecular function (GO): ubiquitin activating enzyme activity; NEDD8 activating enzyme activity
Source: RefSeq, a predicted model, not a curated record
GUAAACCUGCGAAGGCUGGAAGCACAGCUGUGAAGUAAACUGAAAACAUUGCAGAGAAAAUAAUCCUAGCAAAUAUUAUUAAGAAUAAAAACUAGUAAGAUUAAAAGUUAUUCGAUUCCGCCAUCGUAUUAUCAGUAUGGCUUCUCCAUCACCUAAGUCACCAGAGCAAAGUGAAAAGAACAAACAAUACGACCGGCAACUGCGGUUAUGGGGUGAUCAUGGGCAAGCUGCCCUGGAAAAUGGUCAUAUAUGUUUAAUAAAUGCAACUGCCCUUGGUACAGAAAUAUUAAAAUCUAUCGUACUCCCUGGCGUAGGAGCUAUUACAAUCGUCGAUCACAACAUAGUCGCCGAAGAAGACAUAGGAAGCAAUUUUUUUUUGGAUUGUUCCAGUAAAGGACUAAAUAGGGGUACGGAAACUCUUCGACUUCUACUAGAGCUAAACCCUGCUGUUCAGGGUCAUGCUGUGCAAGAGCCAACUGAACAAAUUUUGCAAGAAAAUCCUGACUUUUUUAAAUCUUUUAGCAUUGUUGUGGCCACAUCCCUUGGAGAAAAAAUUAUACAAGAUUUGGCCCAACACUUAUGGGACAUUAAUGUCCCGUUUAUAUUGUGUAGAUCUGUUGGAUUUUUGGGAUCUUUUAGAAUACAAAUAAAGGAGCAUGCAAUAAUUGAAACUCACCCAGAAAAUGAGCAAAUUGGCUUGAGGUUAGACGUGCCAUUCCCUGCUCUUGCUCAAUAUUUAGAUACCUUCGAUAUUGAUACUCUUGAUUUAAAAGAUCAUGGUCAAAUACCGUGGAUUGUCAUUUUAUAUAAAGCAGUUCAGAAGUGGCAACUCAGUAAUCAAAAUAGAUGGCCUAUGAGUAGGAAAGAAAAAAAUGAAAUUAAAGAGAUUAUCCAAGAGUUUAUUAGAAAGGAUGAAAAUGGGAUACCUAUUGAAGAGGAAAACUUUGAAGAAGCACUCAGAGCUGUAAAUACUGCUUUAGUUCCUACCUUCUUACCUGUGAAAAUUCAAGAACUCUUAUAUUGUAGUUCUGCUACAAAUUUAACCAAGGACAGUUUACCAUUUUGGAUAAUGUGUUCAGCGUUAAGAAAUUUUAUUGAAGCUGAAGGAAAAAGCAAGUUGCCUCUGAGAGGUGUGUUACCAGACAUGACCUCUUCAACAGAGCAUUAUGUGAAACUUCAAAGUAUGUAUCGCACACAAGCUGUGAUGGAAGCAGAGAUUGUAUAUAGAAAGGUGCAGGAAAUAGUUGCACAACUACACUGUGAAAGUAUUAGUGAAACUGAAGUAAAAUUAUUUUGUAGACAUUCACAUGACUUACAUCUUAUAAAAGGUUCUAAUAUAGCUAUGGAGUAUCAAUUGGGCAGUAAUAGUGUGGCUUCUUAUAUCGCCAGGUACUUAGAAGAGCCGGAUGUUAUGAUGGUGCAUUAUAUACUUUUGAGAGCAGCUGAAAUAUUUCGCUCGGAGCAUUGUCGGGCACCAGGAGAAUGGGAACCUGAAGCUGACAUAGCUAAACUAAAAACAUGUGUCUCUAGACUUCUUACUGAUAUAUCCUGUUCACCAUUCCCCAAAGAUGAUCAUAUACAUGAAAUGUGCAGAUAUGGUGGGGCAGAAAUUCACAGUGUCUCAGCAUUUCUAGGUGGAUGUAUUGCCCAGGAGGCUAUCAAAAUAGUUACCAAGCAGUAUAAUCCUGUCAAUAACACAUUUAUAUAUGAUGGAGCUUCAACUAAUACUGCCACAUUUACAUUUUAGAUGAUUAAAAAUAAAAAAAAGUUA